Molecule: messenger RNA, 780 nt
Organism: Funneliformis caledonium
Lineage: Eukaryota; Fungi; Glomeromycota; Glomeromycetes; Glomerales; Glomeraceae
Source: the annotation of a GenBank genome assembly
AUGGUUAAAGUUUUGGUACUCGGAGCUACGGGGUUCAUAGGCUUUGCCGUAGCCCAAGCACUUGCUCGUUCAGGACAUGAAACGUAUGGGUUGUAUCGUAAACGUGAAAAGGAAAAGGAAUUAGCCAAAAACGAAAUCUUUCCAGUAUUAGGAGAUACAAAUGAUGUAUCAACUUGGAACGUUGUAGCGGAACAAGUAGAUAUAAUAAUAGAUGCGACAUCAGAAUAUAAUGAUCCAACAAAGCAUGUAACAAAUAUCUUAGAUACAAUAGAAGAAAUUAAUAUGAAAAGAAUAAAAAAUUUUGAACCAAAAUUAACAUUUAUUUAUACAUCAGGAUUAUGGGGUAUAAUAAUUAGACCCGGAGCUGCUUAUGGUAAAAACGGUAGUUUAACGGCACAAUGGUUUGAAUCCGCUAUAAAAGGCGAAUUAUACGGUAUUGGUUCAAAAGAUGUUAGGUGGAAUUUAGUACACGUUGAUGAUUUGGCCGAUGCUUACGUAAGAUCGGUUGAAAGAUCCGAAUUAGUUAAGGGCCAGAUAUUCAUCAUCACGAAUAAUCAAUCUGAAUCAAUGGGUGAUAUGUUGGAUGCUGUUGCAAGAAUAACAGAAUAUAAAGGACUUGUUAAAUAUAAAGUUCCUACAACAGAAUUCGAAAUAGCCAUGGCGCAUACAGGAAUUUUUUCCAAUAAAAAAGCUCAAACAAUACUUGAUUGGAAACAACGUCAAUUAAGUUUUGUCGAUGGAAUUUAUACUUGGUGGAAUAGUUAUAAAGCAUAUAUUUAA